UAUCUACUGCUCCUCAGAUGAACUCUCUCAGCACUGUUGCAUGCAAUUCCAACCCUCAUCGCCUCACCACCACACAUCGCUAUAUCUGCUUCCCUUAUAAAUUCCGCUCUUCUAGGUUGAAGACCGCCAUGUUUUCUUGCCAUGCAAGCGUAAAAAUUACACAAUGCGAUGGCUCCUCCUGUGGCGUUGAUGAUCAUGCCGCAGCGCAAUCGCCCCGAAAGCUCACGAACAGCAUGCGCAAAUUCUACGAACAAGGUGUGAAGGGUCUUGAUGUCUGCACCGAGUCUCCUCCUGCGCCUGCUAUCAAUAAGCGCAAGAGGCGGUUUGUCGCUGGAUCUGAUUCGGAUGACAGUGGUCGGCCGCGUAAGAGAGCACGCUCAAGCACAACAAGUAGCACGGGACAGACGGAUGAGAUAGAGUCGGACAUCGCCACACCUGCUUCCAACCUCGUGCUGGCUGCUGUCACAUUUCAUAUCGACGAGCCAGGGCAGAUACAGCAUCACGAUCCUGCUUGCGUCCUUCCAGUGAGCCUCGACGACAAUAUAUAUCUACAACUUGGAACAGAGGGCUCCAGUCGCAGGUCUGCUGGCCGUCGUAGAAUGACUCCUGCACACGCGACCGAGCACGUCGAACUCGAUUUCGACUUCUCCAUCUCGAUCCCGCGCAGCACCGCAGAUGCUCCUUGCUCGUCAGAACUCAGAAUCUAUGGUAGUCACGUAGAAACACAUGUCGAUGCAUAUGAGGUAUUGAAAGAUGUCCAGGUAUGCUUGAAACGCUCGCGAAAGGGAAGAUCGAAUCGGGUUGGGACACAGUGCACACUCUUGCCACCAAGCACGACACGCCGAACGUGGGAUCUAGUCAUCAGCCUUACGUGGGAGCUCCAGCGGCCUGGUAUCGAGGAUGAGCGGACGGAUGACAUUCUGUGGGGGCUGUCUUGCUUGAAGAAGUAUACCUGCAUCGAUGGAGUAGAUGCAGCGUCUGGCUCUGCAGCAGCAAACGUAUCAGGAAGUCUGACAUGGAAGCCAGAAGAUUUCUACAAUUACGUGCACACAACUUCGCCGGAUGAUGAGGUUUCCUCUAAAAUACAGACGAAGAUGCUCGAAAGUGAACUGUAUCCCUUUCAGCGAAGAGCAGUAAAUUGGCUUCUACGACGAGAAGGUGUUGGCUUUAGCAACGGGGAACUCGUACCGCUGCAGCCUCAAUACUCGAGGGACAAUUUACCUCCUUCUUUCACCAAGAUGCGUGCGAAACAUGGGGUGGAUACACGUGAUGUGUACGUCAGCAAGGAAAUGGCAAUGGUAACGCUCGACCCGGCAGCCUGUCGUAUACCUCAAGAGGUGAAGGGUGGCAUACUGGCCGAGGAGAUGGGUCUCGGCAAGACUGUUGAGCUGGUCGCACUCAUUGCACUUCACAAGAGAGCCCAAAGCGGCAAGCAAUGGGACGCAUACAGUAUGACAGAAGUGACACGUUCCGGCGCAACACUGAUAGUCACUCCGUCCUCGCUCAUACAGCAGUGGAAGUCGGAAAUCAACAGACAUGCGCCAUCACUCAGGGUGCACGAAUUCAAAGGCACGACGACUGCGUCUCACGCACCAAAGGCCAGAUACGCUGCCGCAUCGACGGAAACUCUGUUGAAGUUCGACAUCGUGCUGACCACCUACGCCGUGCUUCGGCGAGAGGUGCACUUCGCACGCCCGCCGCCGGAUCGGAGCACGCGGCACGGCACAGCAAAGGAGGCGCGGCGCAGAAGUCCGCUGGUCGAGAUCCACUGGUGGAGGGUCUGUCUAGACGAAGCGCAGAUGGUAGAGAACGGGGUGAGCAAGGCGGCAGAAGUUGCGCGUCUGAUCCCGCGUGUAAACGCCUGGGCAGUCUCGGGCACGCCGCUGCGCAAGAAUGUGCAGGAUCUGCGCGGCCUGCUGGCGUUCCUGCGCUACGAGCCGUAUUGCAGGCACGAGAAGCUGUUUUCGGGCAUGGAGAGGCGGGUGUUUAGAGAGCUUUUUGGCAGGAUCGCGCUGCGGCAUACGAAGGCCGGUGUGCGACAUGAGCUCUCGCUACCUCCGCAGAAGCGUGUCGUCAUAACGGUGCCGUUCACGCCGGUCGAGGAGCAGAACUAUGCCAAUCUCUUCGCCGAGAUGUGUGGCGCCAUUCAGAUGACGCCCGAGGGCAACCCGGCCGUCGAUGACUGGGAUCCCAAAGACUAUACCGAGCAGAUGAGGCGGUAUCUCAUUCGGCUGCGGCAAACAUGCCUACACCCGCAAGUAGGGGGUCGAAAUCGCAAAGCACUCGGACGCAGGAACGUCCCGUUGCGGACGGUGGCAGACGUGCUGGAAGUCAUGAUUGGGCAGAAUGAGACGUCCAUUCGCAAUGCAGAGUGCGAUUUUAUCGCCGAAACACUGACUCGUGGGCAUAUUUACGCGCACGCAAAGGAUAUACCUCAUCGAGCAAAGAAGGCACUCGAGAUAUAUGAUAAUGCGCUCCAACUAGCUAACGAGUUUGUCGAAGACUGUCGACGGGAGCUUGUCGAGGAGAUGGCAAAAGCAAAGGCCAAGGCGAAAGCAGGGUCGGAGGACAAAGAGCACGAGGAAGAUUCGCAGGACGAAGAGGGCAAGGACGAGGAACAGGCCGAGAAGGAUGAUCGGGUUCGUGCAGGCAGGAAUAUACUACGGCGGGCACUGGAAGCGCAGCAUGCUUGCUUGUUUUACACUGGAACGGCGUACUAUCAAAUGAAGUCCAACGCAGACAUAGUUGAGCCCGAGAGCGAAGAAUUCCAGCGACUGGAGAAGCUCGAGACUGAGUUUUACGACAGGGCCAAAGUGGUACGGAAGGAGCUUCUGCAGGAAAACCGCACCAGAGCCGAAAAGAGCAUGGCAAUACUCAACAGGAAGGUCAAAAAUCAGGGUCUUGCUCCUCUACAGCCGCUGCAAGAUAUCGACGAUGUCGGGGGGAUUGAAAACAGGAAAACACUGGAGCGGAUAGACCAGCUCAUAGACACACUCAACGAGCAGGGCGAAUUGCUCUCCAAAUGGCGCGCCAAGGCUGUAGACAUCCUACAGCUUCCUCUGGUUGACACGGAUGAGACGGAGACUACAGGAGACGAAUAUGAGAAUUCAACUAAGCAGCAGGACGACCUUGUCAUUUACAUGACGGCUCUCCGCGCCAUCCAAGCCGACCGACAUUUCACUCUCACCGGACAGGAGAACUUUCGAGUCGACGACGAGAUCAGGACGGCGAUACGGCAAGCCAGGAAUGGGGAAGGUCAUGCGCCGCAGCUGAUGCUGCAGCUGAUGGAACGGAGAAACGCGCUCAAAUCGAAGCCGAUGGAUCCAAAUCUGAGAGGGGUCCUUUGCGAACUACGACAUCUUGAGACCAGCAUUCAGUGGCAAGUUGAAAUGGGUAGACCGCGAGCAGCCAUGGAGCUUAGUAUUAUUCAGCAACAAAUGAAGCGGCUACAAGGUAUCCAGAGUACGGAGACGAAGACAUUGAGUUCGUUGGAGUUGGAGCAUAACCAAUACCACCAGACAAUGAAUCGACGUAUCGCUUUUUACGCGCAGCUACAGCAGAUUAGUGACACAGUCGCUCCGUACAAGGAGGAAAUGGACGAAAGGCUCGACCGGCAAGCGCUUGGAGAACACGAGAAAAAGGAAGAAAAGAUUACUAAACAGCUUGCAAGUCUGAGGACUCGUCGUCGAUUUCUGCAUCAUUUGAAACAUGAAUCGAACACCGAGGAUGGGCCAAGGAGUUGCGCGAUAUGCACGGGGCUAAUAGAGAUUGGCUCCCUGACAUCCUGUGGGCAUGUUUUCUGCAAGGAGUGUUUGCGGAUGUGGUACAGAAGUCAUAGGAGCUGUCCGCAAUGCCGGAAGCACCUGACAAUUGAAGACUUUCAAGACAUCACAUAUCGUCCACAAGAACUACAGGCUAUACAGGAGGACAUGGGACAGUUGGAGCAGGCAUCGUCGUCAGCGAGCGGCACGCCAAUGUCGAACCUGUCAUCACUAUACUCGGACAUGUCUGGCACGACGAUGCAAGAAAUCAAGGGCGUGGAGCUGAAUGGGUCGUAUGGCACCAAAAUUGACACCAUGUCGAGGCAUGUUCUCUGGCUUCGACAGAACGAUCCCGGCUCCAAGUGCAUCAUAUUCUCGCAGUACAGCGACUUUUUGGGUGUGUUGGCGGAAGCGUUUACCAAGUUCAAGAUUGGACAUACGAGCAUCACGGCUAGGGACGGGAUCGAGAAGUUCAAGAACAGUGCGAGCGUGGAGUGCUUCCUGCUGGACGCGAAGAGCAAUGCAAGCGGGCUGAACCUGACGAAUGCGACACACGUGUUUCUGGCAGAGCCAAUGAUCAACUCUGCGCUGGAGCUCCAGGCGAUAGCACGAGUGCACCGCAUCGGACAGCAGCGCGAGACGGCCGUGUACAUGUACCUGGUCAGCGACACGGUGGAGGAAGCAAUCUACGACAUCAGCGUGAAUCGACGGAUCAAGCAUAUGGGCAGCCAGAGCAGCACCGUCACGUCACGGGUGGUGUCGCGCGCGGCGACUCCUGGGGCGGCAGCGCAGGAAAAGGCCAUGGAUGACGCGAACAACAGGGAGAUUGAGAGGGCGCCGCUGUCGAUGCUGCUGGACAAGAAGAAGGGCCGGGGCGAGUUUGUUGACGAGGGUGAUUUGUGGAAUUGUCUGUUCAGCCAGGCCCAGCGCAGGCCGGUGUCGCCAGACCUCCAGCGGACGGUGGAUCGUCAUCUGCGAGCUGAGGCGGCGCAGCAGAGGUUGUUGCAAGGCUCGGACGAGUCAGAUGGCAUCAAUCCGUGAGCUGCCGGACCAGGAACUUACUGGUAUGGCCGCCCUUGUUUCAUACGAAGGCAGCAUCUGGUAGA
Messenger RNA from Pseudovirgaria hyperparasitica, 4867 nucleotides. RefSeq lists its product as uncharacterized. Lineage: Eukaryota; Fungi; Ascomycota; Dothideomycetes; Acrospermales; Acrospermaceae. Gene Ontology annotation, cellular component: nucleus. Bases 18 to 4802 code for a protein of 1594 amino acids. Gene Ontology annotation, molecular function: ATP binding; ATP-dependent chromatin remodeler activity; ubiquitin protein ligase activity. Gene Ontology annotation, biological process: DNA damage response; protein polyubiquitination. The record is from RefSeq and is a predicted model, not a curated record. The transcript has 2 exons.